UCGUUGAUAUUUAGCGGUGCGACUUUAAUUAAAUGGAUGACCACCACGGGUCUCUACUGUACAACACCACCCCUACUGAAAUCUAAUUCAGUGGUCACCCCCCACUCCCCUCUUAUGCACAUAUUAAAGAAUAAGGUUUUACUAGUCCUGUGCUCAUAUGUACUUAGGCCAAUGCCAGGCACACAUAUCGGUGUGUUUUGAUGCGGGUUAUAUUAUGUCACAAGCGUUUUUAACCAAAGAUCUGUGAACGAAAAGACAAUGAACAAAAUACUGUCAACAUCAAUAAUACAAGUAAGUCAAAAGUUGAAUGCAGGUGAGUUAAGGCCAUCAGAACUUUGUAAAGCUGCUGUGAAGCUGGCAACUGCAUCCAAACCAUUGAACGCCUACAUUUCUGUGACUGGUACAUCGGCAGAAGCACAGAGCCUUGAGUCUGACACGAGAUACAAUGAAAACAGAGCCUUGGGAUGCCUCGAUGGAAUACCGAUAGCAGUUAAAGAUAACUUUUGCACAAGUGGGACUCCUACAACCUGCGCGUCUUUGAUGCUAGCUAACUUUGUCCCAGAAUAUGACGCGACAGCUUAUAGCAGGCUAAAGAAUUCUGGAGCAGUUUUGAUUGGUAAAACAAAUCUAGACCAAUUUGCAAUGGGUUCAGGAACAAUUGACUCCUAUUUUGGACCCACAAAAAAUUUGUGGAAAUCCACAUUCAUGGACAAUCACUAUUAUGUUCCUGAAAAUACAUCUAACACAAAAGAAACCAGCAACCUGCAAACAGACAAUUGGCACAUAGCUGGUGGUAGUAGCGGAGGUUCAGCUAUCGCUGUAGCCACAGGCACUUGCUACGCUGCUCUAGGAUCAGAUACAGGUGGCUCCACGCGAAAUCCGGCAUCUUACUGUGGUUUGGUUGGUCUGAAGCCAACUUACGGGCUAGUUUCCAGACAUGGUUUGAUCCCUUUGGUCAACUCUAUGGAUGUGCCAGGGAUAAUCACUCGACGGAUAGAUGAUGCUGUAUUAAUUCUGAAUGCUGUUGCUGGACCCGAUGUGCUUGAUUCUACGACAAUAAAAAAAGACUUCAGUCCAAUUGAGCUUGAAGACUCACCCAACAUUAAAGGUCUCAGAAUAGGCAUCCCUCAUGAGUACAAACACUUGGGACUGGACAAAGAGGUUGAAAAAUAUUGGGCAGACGUUGCCACGCUAUUAGGAGAAGCAGGGGCUGAGAUAGUCCCUAUGUCUAUGCCUUACACCGAACAUUCUAUAGCCUGCUACGCAGUUCUGAAUCAGUGUGAAGUAGCAAGUAACAUGGCUCGUUAUGAUGGGAUAGAAUUUGGCUUAAGAGUUGACCAGGAUUUGUCAACAGAGCAGCUAUUUGCAGAAACAAGGUGCAAGGGUUUGAGCGAAGUAGUGAGAAGUAGGAUUUUGACUGGAAAUUAUUUUUUACUAGCCAAAAAUUACGACGAUUACUUUGUCAGGGCUAUGAAAGUGCGUAGACUCAUUUACCAAGAUUUUCAAAAUGCAUGGAAUUCUGGCAUUGAUUUACUGCUCACUCCCACCACGCUUUCUGGUGCUCCAAAAUAUCAUGAUUUUAUAUCUGUGGAUAACCAGACACAGUGCUCUGUUCAAGACGUCUGUACUCAGUCUGCCAAUAUGGCAGGUGUUCCUGCAGUUACUUUUCCUGUAGGAUUUUCGAAAGACGGGCUGCCUCUGUCUUUGCAACUAAUGGCACCGAUGCUUCAUGAAAAACAGAUGCUCUCUGUUGCAAAAUGGAUUGAACAGACCGUACAGUUUCCAGAAAUUGCAUUAAAAGAUGAAAGGCUAUUAGAAUAAAAUAAGGAUUCCACAGAAUUGUGUAUAAAUGUAAAAGGGCAUUGCUGUUUCCGAAAAAUAUGAAAAGAGCACCGUGCAGUAAACAUACACUAUCUAAUCUGGUGUAGCAUGUAAUGUAAAUUUUUGGACAAUCAGUGAAAAUAAAAACAUAUUGUUAUGAA
Molecule: messenger RNA, 1982 nt
Organism: Athalia rosae (coleseed sawfly)
Lineage: Eukaryota; Metazoa; Arthropoda; Insecta; Hymenoptera; Athaliidae
Gene: GatA
Product: glutamyl-tRNA(Gln) amidotransferase subunit A, mitochondrial
Exons: 1
Coding region: 259-1821 (520 amino acids)
Biological process (GO): glutaminyl-tRNAGln biosynthesis via transamidation; mitochondrial translation
Cellular component (GO): glutamyl-tRNA(Gln) amidotransferase complex; mitochondrion
Molecular function (GO): glutaminyl-tRNA synthase (glutamine-hydrolyzing) activity
Source: RefSeq, a predicted model, not a curated record